AAUAGACAUAGUUUCAGUUAUCGUUGAUAAAAUUUCGACUUUUAGCAUCGGGGCUACAUCUAUUUCACCAUCUACAUUCUCGAUAACAGGCGAGAUGCACCAAUCAACCCUAUUAUUUGCAUUGUGCUUGCUGAUAUUUGCCGAGCCUUUCUGUUCCGACGCGGAAGUAAGUCGUGGUCGCGGUCGAGGUAGAGGAAGAGGACGGGGACGAGGUAUAUGGAAAAGAAUUAUGGAAUCUGGAAACCAGUUUAAUGGAGAGAAUUCAGAUCUGAACCUUUGCGGUGAAAAGAUGAUGAGUACAGAUGGGUUGAUUCUCCCAGCUUGUUGUAACACAUUUGUGUACGAUGCCUCUCGCUAUGAAUGUAUUGAUGGAGAAAUUAUGAGGACACGAACGGUUUGAUAUUGGACAUUUACGUUAUACGCAUACGAAAUACUGUAGAAGCUCAAAAUGAUAAUCCGAAAACUAAAAUUACAUGCUCAUAACUCAAACUAAUAGAAAUAUAACAAUUAUAAAUCGAAUCGGUGGAGAAAAGAUAUUUGACAUUUUCAAACAUAAAUACUCAUACG
Messenger RNA from Saccoglossus kowalevskii, 567 nucleotides. RefSeq lists its product as uncharacterized. NCBI's taxonomy places the organism in Eukaryota, Metazoa, Hemichordata, Enteropneusta, Harrimaniidae. The record is from RefSeq and is a predicted model, not a curated record.